Messenger RNA from Engraulis encrasicolus (European anchovy), 1239 nucleotides. Its product is annotated as cytochrome c oxidase assembly factor 1 homolog. Gene Ontology annotation, biological process: mitochondrial respiratory chain complex I assembly; mitochondrial respiratory chain complex IV assembly. Gene Ontology annotation, cellular component: mitochondrial inner membrane. Bases 297 to 710 code for a protein of 137 amino acids. NCBI's taxonomy places the organism in Eukaryota, Metazoa, Chordata, Actinopteri, Clupeiformes, Engraulidae. The transcript is spliced from 5 exons. The record is from RefSeq and is a predicted model, not a curated record.
CUGUAGACUAGCAAGCACAAGGUUGUGUGCUAAAUUACUUAACCAUAGUAACUGUGUAAGAAUGCGUUCAAGAACCCAUGCUCAAAUAUUUUAGUAAGAUAUUCCAAAAUGUUUCCUUUCAUUCAUUCCAAAGCAAAAUGGCUGCGCCCGAGAUGGAAAUGACAACAGACCGUGUAACCCCAAGUGUCACAGAAGCAUAGAUUCUUUUUUUGGAAAGAUUCUAGUUGCGUGUCGUCUUGGUCUGACCCAAGGCAGUUAAAUCAAAGUGUCGGUGAACGGUCUCUAGAUCCGCCAGCAUGGGGAGGUCCGGCGCCCUGCACCAGAUGGCCAUAUUCAUGACCGUGCUGACUGGUGGCGGCUGCGGGAUGAUGUACUAUUUGAUGCAGAAGAACUUCUCUCAGGCAGAGUACUACCGUAUGGCCUUGCAGCAGCUGGAGGGCCACUCCACAGCCAUGGCCAGCCUGGGGGCCCCGCCACUGAAGGUCCACAACCUGCACCUGUCCGACAGAUACAACCGCAUGGACCACAAAAGGGCACAGAUAAAGAUUCCUGUGACGGGAUCCAAAACCGGAGGCUACCUCUUCGCUACGUCUGUCAGAGAUACUUUCAAGAACAGGUGGCAUCUGCAGGAGGUUGUUCUACAGCUGAGGGAAGGGGAGCGUAUCGAUGUCUACACACCCGAGCCUACCCAGCUACCCGUGCUGCCAUGAUACUGCUUCGCUUCCCUGACUGCUAGUGUCCUCUUCAAAACUACUGUACUACCCUGACAUAAUAUCCAGCAGUGAUGACCACCACACACACACGCACACGCACACGCACACGCACACACACACACACACACACACACACACACACACACACACACACACACACACACACACACACACACACAGCAGUGACCACCAUGCCUAUCACUUCACACCUGAACAUUUUCAAUGGAGCUGGAAAGCAAUACUGUCUUCAGAGGCAGAAGCCAGACAAAUCCACCACUGACAACAAGCCCUUUCAUCAAUGCCAAUAAUCCUCGUCUCCAAGAUACUCUGCAUGAUUAUGACUGGGACUUGGUCAAUCAGAAAGUUCUGAUUGUUCUGUUGUGGCGUGGGAUUUAAAUACUAUACAUCUAUAAAGUAACACAGGGACUUGUUGAGUGCUAAAAUAUUGUUGCUGAGUUAUUGUAAGGAAGUAUUGCAGAAAUGUCUCAGUUGAGACGGUGUUCUUCAUUAAAAACAUUGAUUGUGA